GUUGGCCUAGCACAUGCUUCAGCAGGCGCGGCCUGACAGCAGCAAUGACGAUGACAAGGAAGAGAGUGGAGACUUGACUCAGAGAGAGAGACACCACAAGUGUCAUAAGCCGCAGGCUUUGCUGGGCUCUCAUCCCUGGCCACAGCCAGGCUAGCGGCUGAAUAUGUGAGGGAAAUGGAGACAAGGACUGGCAGCCAUCCCGGGCUCUGGAAGCAGUGGGGUGCACACAGGCAGGCAGCAAAGCAAGCUGCAGCUGAGAUACUAAUAGAGAACUAGAAGAGAAGAGAAAACAACACAUUGGCCUCACAGCUUGUCCUGGCAGAAAGAAGUCAUACAAUCACUCCAUCUGUUUGUACUGCAAGACUCCACCCCCCACACUCUCUACAGGAUCCCCACUGGAAAAAAAUUCUCAGCAAUACUACAUAAAAGAUUACUAGGUACUUUUUUUAUUUUAAUCAACAAAGAAAAUGUCUGAGUUCAGCCAAAACUCUGACCAGGAAGAAAUCUAUUCUGAGGAGAUUGAUGAAGAUGAAAUCUUAGCAAACUUGUCUCCUGAGGAACUGAGGGAACUACAGUGUGAAAUGGAGGUCAUGGCUCCGGACCCCGAAGUGCCGGUUGGAAUGAUACAAAGAGAUCAGACUGAAAAAACCCCAACAGGAAACUUUGAUCACAGGUCCCUUGUUGACUACCUGUACUGGCAAAAGGCAUCUAGACGCGUGCAUGAGGAUGAAAGGGUCCCAGUCACUCUCCUACCAUCGGAGAGACUCACUGCAAAGAGGUCUGAAGAAAAUGUUGCAAAUAUUAGCAGUGAAAAUGAAAUAGCCAAAGAAACUGCAGGGAGAACAAAUGGAGAUGUGAGAGACUAUAAGGAGAAUGAAGAAGAAGAGGAGGAAGAGGAAGAGGAAGAGGAGGAGGAGGAAGACGACGAAGGUGAAGAAGAGGAAGAGGAGGAGGAGGAUAGUGGUGAGGAAGAAGAAGAAAACACUGGGAAAGUUAUUGAAGAUCUAGGAACAAAGAAACCAUGUGAUGAUGAAGAUAGAAGCAAACAUGAAACUAAGGAGUCAUACACAGAAUCAGAGAAAGAUCCUGAAAAACAAGAAAAUAAUGAAAAGAAAGUAUCAAAAUUGAAUAUUCCAAACAAAUUAGCUGUAGACACCAGUUUUAUUAAGCUAAGUGCAAGGCCUUCGGGAAAUCAAACCAAUUUAGAGGAGAGUCUGAGGAAAGUCCGGAAGAAUGACCCAAACAUGACAGAACUCAAUCUGAAUAACAUUGAGAACAUCCCCAAGGAGAUGCUGGUGGACUUUGUCAAUGCCAUGAAAAAGAACAAGCACGUCAAAACAUUCAGUUUAGCCAAUGUGGGAGCAGAUGAUAAUGUUGCUUUUGCCUUGGCCAACAUGCUACGUGAAAACAGGAGCAUCACUACUUUGAAUAUUGAUUCAAAUUUCAUUUCAGGAAAAGGAAUUGUUGCUAUAAUGCGAUGCCUGCAGUACAACGAGAAGCUGACAGAACUACGUUUUCACAACCAGAGAAGUAUGUUAGGCCAUCAAGCAGAAAUGGAGAUUGCCAGGCUGCUGAAAGCCAACCCUACACUGCUUAAGAUUGGCUAUCACUUUGAACUCCCAGGUCCCAGAAUGGUGGUUACCAAUCUGCUCAGCAGAAACCUUGAUAAACAGAGACAAAAAAGAAUAGAGGAGCAAAAGCAACAACAGUUAAAACAGCAGAAAGAACUAAUAGCCAUGUUAGAAAAUGGACUUGGAUUACCCCCUGGGAUGUGGGAACUGUUAGGGGGACCACUGCCUGCUACAAUCAUGCCUCCUCCGAUGCAAACUCCAACGCCACAAGUCCCCAAAGCUCCAUCUGUUGGCAGAAGGAAUGAACCUGCAAGAAAACCAGCCCCUGAAAAUGAAAGCUGCAAUGAUGACCCCCCCUCCUUCAAAAUAGUGAAACUCAAGAGAACCCAGCGCAAACCCACUAUAAAAGAAUAUGUGGAGCCAGCUGAAAAAACCAAUCUCAAAGAUGUGAUCAAGACCCUCAAGCCUAUUCCAAGAAGGCGGCCACCUCCCCUGGUGGAAACAACUCCUAGAGAUAAGCUUCUCAGUGAUAUUCGUCAGAGCAACGUAGCUUAUCUCAAACCGGUGCCACUUCCCAAAGAGCUGGUGUAAUACCCCCAUACAGGUGAAGGAAACAACUUGAAAAUACACAGACUAUCCAAGUGUUGCUUCAGACCAUUUCAGGGGCUGUUUCCUUCAGGUGGAAGACACGAAGAUGCGGGAACAACGCUUGAAGCAUGCUGCCUGUUGAAGUGAUGAUUGAAAGGGGUAGAAUGGAAACUAUAAAUGGCGACAACUUCCAUCCACUCAUGUAAUGGGCUGGUGCCACCAUACAGUCUGUCAGCUCGCUGGGGUUUAAUCUGUGGGUGGGAGAGGGUGGAAAGGGGUGCUUCACCCCCAUUAAUAAUUAUGUUACCACUUUUAUAGAUGCCUUCAGUAAAUCUUAUUGCAACCAUA
This is a messenger RNA of Hemicordylus capensis (graceful crag lizard), 2507 nucleotides long. It is a transcript of the gene LMOD3, whose product is annotated as leiomodin 3. Bases 468 to 2162 code for a protein of 564 amino acids. Lineage: Eukaryota; Metazoa; Chordata; Lepidosauria; Squamata; Cordylidae. Gene Ontology annotation, molecular function: actin binding; tropomyosin binding. The transcript has 6 exons. Gene Ontology annotation, biological process: pointed-end actin filament capping; myofibril assembly; muscle contraction. Gene Ontology annotation, cellular component: striated muscle thin filament; myofibril. The record is from RefSeq and is a predicted model, not a curated record.